AAAAUGAGCUGUGGCAAAACGGACCAUCCAAAGAACUAAAAUACUCCCUCUCUACUGUACUACAGAAUUCUCCUAUUUCUCUAUCUCUUUCUCUGUCGUCAUUUAUUCUGUUUUUGUUUCUGCAGACUCAGUAAAAUCAACGAAAAAAAAAAAGGAAAGUCUUACCCUGUUUUUGCUCACAAUCUUUGAGUUUGGGUUUUGUGUUCUUUGAUUAAUGGACACCCUUUAGACUCAUCAGAACCCAAAUUAGGAAAAAAGAGUUAAAGAAAAGGAGAAAAAGGAACAGUCUUUGGGCACUGUGACACACACACAUAGUUGCUGAAAGAAGGAAUAAUCAUGGCCGUGGAUGAGAAUGGCUCGCUGAAUCGGACGGACGCCAAUGAUUCUGCUGCCGUCGCUCAUCAGAACGGCGUGCCACGGUCAACGUUACCCAAUGAUCAGAAUCUUCAGAUGAAAACCACAGUGCAGCAUAAGCCUCAAAUGGCUAUCAGCGGGAAUGGAGUGCUGAGUCAGCAUAAUUUUCAUCAUCAGAAAAUGAACGGUGAUGAGGAAGGGUUUAACAGCAGGGAGAUGAGGGAUUUGGAGGAAAUGCUCUCAAAGUUGAACCCCAUGGCUGAAGAGUUUGUGCCCCCCUCACUCUCUACCAACCACGGUGGAGUAGUGCAAUUCCUUUCCGGUGGAGAACAAUUUGGGUUUGAUGCUUUCAAUUUUUUUAUGCAAGCUGGACUCGCUGGCGAUGGAAAUUUCAGCAGAAGGAAGAGAAAUGGCUAUGGACUUGGUAGGAGAAAGAUGAAUGUCCGGACAAGCAUGGCCCAACGCGAAGAGGUUAUAAGGAGGACUGUUUAUGUGUCUGACAUUGAUCAUCAGGUGACUGAAGAGCAACUUGCUACACUCUUUCUUACUUGUGGGCAGGUGGUCGACUGUCGCAUAUGUGGAGACCCCAAUUCUGUACUCCGUUUCGCGUUUAUUGAAUUCACUGAUGAAGAAGGUGCAAGGAAUGCUUUGAGUCUUGCAGGAACUAUGCUAGGGUUUUACCCUGUGAGAGUGCUUCCCUCUAAAACUGCAAUUGCGCCUGUUAAUCCAGUAUUUCUUCCAAGGUCCGAAGAUGAAAGGGAGAUGUGUGCAAGAACUAUAUACUGUACAAACAUUGAUAAAAAGGUUACUCAAGGAGAUGUCAAGCUCUUCUUUGAAUCCUUUUGUGGAGAGGUUAAGCGCUUGAGGUUGCUUGGUGACUAUCAUCAUUCCACUCGUAUAGCUUUUGUCGAGUUUGUUAUGGCUGAGAGUGCCAUUGCUGCUCUGAACUGCAGUGGUGCAAUCCUAGGAUCACUCCCUAUAAGAGUAAGCCCAUCAAAGACUCCUGUUCGACCACAUGCUCCUCGCCCGGCAGUGUAGUGACAAAUCACUUUGCAUCCCUCAGCUGAUCUUACAUCUAAAUACAUACGUAGAUACAGAUACCACCGAGUUCCUUGUGGCAUUUGUCUUUUAGUUUAUCCGCAUUACUCAGCAGGGCAUCUCUCAUCCACAGGAUACUGUUUUUGAGCUUGUACCGUUGGUAUGAGUGCUUAUGUUGAUGUAAAUUAAGUCUGGUAUAUUUAUGUUUCUCUAGGCACUUCCUCGAGUACUGAUGUGACUGAUGUUCUAACAGUAUCAACGAGUUCUGUGAUAUUCCUCUACCCCCCAAUCUAUCUGUGUUUUUCUCUUAUAUAUAUCUGAGGUUGUUCACUGGGGCUGUGUAUUUUAGUUAUACCAGCAGUAAGUGAUGGAGCGGAAUGACAAUGGACCUCUUCCUUUUCUUUGAGUUUGUUUUUCAUGCAUUUCUUUAAUAAAUGUGACCAGUGACUGGUUGUAUAA
Molecule: messenger RNA, 1851 nt
Organism: Nicotiana tabacum (common tobacco)
Lineage: Eukaryota; Viridiplantae; Streptophyta; Magnoliopsida; Solanales; Solanaceae
Product: polyadenylate-binding protein-interacting protein 12
Molecular function (GO): RNA binding
Source: RefSeq, a predicted model, not a curated record